Messenger RNA from Manis javanica (Malayan pangolin), 2575 nucleotides. It is a transcript of the gene DKK3, whose product is annotated as dickkopf WNT signaling pathway inhibitor 3. Gene Ontology annotation, biological process: multicellular organism development; negative regulation of canonical Wnt signaling pathway. Gene Ontology annotation, molecular function: co-receptor binding; receptor antagonist activity. The record is from RefSeq and is a predicted model, not a curated record. NCBI's taxonomy places the organism in Eukaryota, Metazoa, Chordata, Mammalia, Pholidota, Manidae. Gene Ontology annotation, cellular component: extracellular region.
GCGGGGCGUUGCGGGCUCGCUCGGGUACCAGCGCUGCCGCAUCCCCGCCGCGCUCGCGCACCCGCGGCCGGCCCACCGCACCGCUCCAGCUCCCGCAGCCCCGCGGCGGCCUGUUGGUGAGGCCUGGCGAGUCCAGCCCGGAGCACAGCUCAGUCCAGCGGGGGCGGCGGCGGCGCAGAGCGGAGAUGCGGCGGCUCGGCGGCACCCUGCUGUGCCUGCUGCUGGCAGCGGCUGUCCCCACGGCCCCCGCGCCGGCUCCCACAGCAACCUCGGCUCCCAUCGAGCCCGGCCGGGUUCUCAGCUACCCACAGGAGGAGGCCACGCUCAACGAGAUGUUCCGCGAGGUUGAAGAACUGAUGGAGGACACGCAGCACAAACUGCGCAGCGCGGUGGAGGAGAUGGAGGCAGAAGAAGCUGCUGCUAAAACGUCAUCAGAGGUGAACAUGGUGAACUUACCUUCCAGCUAUCACAAUGAGACCAACACAGAAACCAAGGUUGGAAAUAAUACCAUCCAUGUGCAUCGAGAAAUUCACAAGAUCACCAACAACCAGACUGGACACGUGGUCUUUUCACAGACAGUCAUCACGUCUGUGGGAGAUGAAGAAGGCAGAAGGAGCCAUGAGUGCAUCAUUGAUGAGGACUGUGGGCCCGCCAGGUACUGCCAGUUUGCCAGCUUCAAGUACACCUGCCAGCCGUGCCAUGAACAGCAGACUCUCUGCACCCGAGACAGUGAGUGCUGUGGGGAUCAGCUGUGUGUUUGGGGUCACUGCAGCAAGACGGCCACCAAAGGCAGCAACGGGACCAUCUGUGACAACCAGAGGGACUGCCGGCCUGGGCUGUGCUGUGCCUUCCAGAGAGACCUCUUGUUCCCUGUGUGCACACCCCUUCCGGUGGAGGGGGAGCUCUGCCAUGACCCUGCCAGCCGGCUUCUGGACCUCAUCACCUGGGAGCUGGAGCCUGAUGGAGCUUUGGACCGAUGCCCAUGUGCCAGUGGCCUUCUCUGCCAGCCUCACAGCCACAGCCUGGUGUACGUGUGCAAGCCAGCCUUCAUUGGGAGCCGCAUGGAAGAAGAGAGCCUGGUACCCAGAGAGGUCCCCGAGGAGUACGUAGAUGGUGGCUUCAUUGAGGAGGUGCGUCAGGAGCUGGAGAACUUGGAGAGGAGCCUGUCUAUGGAAAUGGCACUUGGGGAGCCGGGUGCUGCCUCUGAGCUGCUGGAGGGAGAAGAGAUUUAGACCCAGGGAUGUCCUUAAGGCAGACAUGUAAUAGAAAUAGCUAAUUUAUUUCCCCAGCUGUGUCCUCUAGGUGUGAGCUCACCGGGCUUUUUCCCACAGCCUCUGUCCAGUUCAUUUUCCCCUUGGCUUGAAGUGGAAUGAGGUGCUGUGCAUUGGUCCAGCUUCCCCAGACUGUGCCCUGGGAAAGACAGGCAUGUGUGGGUGCUGGGUGUUGGGGUGAAGGCAGAACAGGGCUGCUAAACUGUGCCAAAUUAUUGGCUUCUUUGCCUUUGCUAGUUGACAAAUGGCACCUUUCAUUUUGUUCUAUGUGGUCUGGAGAAUUGUUGAAGGGCUGGGGAUAGAAAAGGACCCAGAAUUUCCCCAUGACAGGUUAUAGGGAAAUGUUGACUCACACAUGUGGAGAAGAGUGGCCUGCUUUGCAAACAUAAACCUGGCAAAAUGUAACAUUGAUUUUUCAGGCAGCGCUUCCCCUGAGCAUAGGCAAGCUGUGCCUUCAGCUGCUGCAGGUGAAAUGUUUGCCUCACUGUGUCACAUGCAUUCAGCCUUUCAGGCAGUGUUACUCAGCUUCUACCUCUGUGCCAGGGCAGCAGUUUCAAAUCUACAGACAGGCUUUUAACCAUAGCUAGUGAUGGGGGGGCACUGUUAGGAUCUCUUGAGGCUCAGACAUCCAGCUGCUUGCCCAAGUCACACAGCCAGUGAAGACCAGAGCAGGAUUUGACCCAGUGCUCUCCCCACUCCUCGCCAUCAGCCUUGUUACCAAAAGUACCCUCUAAAACGAGGAACGAUGGGAACUUUCCUUUUUUGAGGCAUGUCUGGAAUUAAGGUCAAACUAGUUCACAUAUCCCUGUAAGAUUAAACUUCCACUGUUAGAAAAAGCAGCGUUCUCCCAGUGUAGAUGAUAGCAAUCAUCCUAAUGUCAACAAAUAUUGUUGACACUGCCCCACUAUGACAAUUAGUUAAUGUCAGUAACUUUGAAGUUGCAUGAUUGGAGCAUAAUGUAUGUUAAUUUGCCAGAAACAGUACUUAAGUCAUUGUAAGGCUAGGAUUAUAAAUGAAAUUUGCAAAAUUACUUACCAGCAACUGAAGACCGUGAUCAACCACAUGGAGAAAAUCAAACCAAGCAAGGCUCUAUGAAAUAUGGUUGUAAUAUUCAAACUGAGAGCACUGGACAGUAUGUUGUUACACAAAUGGUAUUUUCAGAUGCCAUGGACUCUUUCCAUCAUGUAUUCAUCCAGAGUUAUUAAAAUUUAAAGUUUCAUAUGGUAUAAGCAUGCUUUAAGUUUUAAAUUAUGUAUAAACACAUACGUGGCAUUUAGAAAUCAAGCAUAAAUCACUUAAACUAC